Oryza brachyantha (malo sina) is the source of this 756-nucleotide messenger RNA. Its product is annotated as ubiquitin-related modifier 1 homolog. Gene Ontology annotation, biological process: tRNA thio-modification; protein urmylation. Gene Ontology annotation, cellular component: nucleus; cytoplasm. The transcript is spliced from 4 exons. Lineage: Eukaryota; Viridiplantae; Streptophyta; Magnoliopsida; Poales; Poaceae. The coding region runs from base 248 to 550 and encodes 100 amino acids. Gene Ontology annotation, molecular function: protein tag activity. The record is from RefSeq and is a predicted model, not a curated record.
ACCCGCUCACGUCUCUUCCCCGCCGCGAGCCUACUACUCCCCAGUCCCCGCGGCCGCCGCCGCCGCCUACUCGCUUCCCGCCGGCCCCCGCGGAGUCGCCCUCCUCGUCUCUCGUCGGAUCCUCCGAAUCCCAGCGCGUCCACCCCUCGUCCACGGGUCGCGCUCUCGUCGUACGUCUCUCCUCCCCCCCGCGCCGAUUCCCACCAGAAACCCCUAAGCCCCCGAGCGACCCGCGUCGCCUCCCGCCAUGCAUCUAACCCUCGAAUUCGGGGGCGGGCUGGAGCUGCUCCUGGAGAAGUCCACCAAGGUCCACAAGGUGGACGUCCAGCCCAACGGCGGCGAAGGGAAGGUUAUGAUGAAAGGAUUGCUGUCUUGGGUGAAGUCCAAUUUGAUCAAGGAGAGGCCCGAGAUGUUCCUCAAGGGGGCUUCAGUAAGGCCUGGGGUUCUUGUACUUAUAAACGAUUGUGACUGGGAGCUAUGCGGUGGCGUUGAUGCGGAGUUAGAAGAGAAGGAUGUGGUUGUUUUCAUCUCCACAUUACACGGUGGUUAGUCCAACCAUUAGGGUUACCGAAAUCACAACUAGUAUUAUGUUGCCAAAUGCAUCUUGUACCAUCAGAAACAGAUCCCACUAUACAUGCACCAUAAAUUUCUGGAGAGAAUGGAUUGUGGACUGUGGAGAAAAUCUGCUGACGUUGAUAUUGCCAAUCUCUGUACUGCAAUACAUUUGUCAGUUAUGAAUACCACCGAUUUGCACUA